This is a messenger RNA of Selaginella moellendorffii, 1767 nucleotides long. RefSeq names its product light-sensor Protein kinase-like. Gene Ontology annotation, biological process: protein phosphorylation. The transcript has a single exon. NCBI's taxonomy places the organism in Eukaryota, Viridiplantae, Streptophyta, Lycopodiopsida, Selaginellales, Selaginellaceae. The coding region runs from base 11 to 1453 and encodes 480 amino acids. Gene Ontology annotation, molecular function: ATP binding; protein kinase activity. The record is from RefSeq and is a predicted model, not a curated record.
ACUUUGCUCCAUGCUCCUGGGAAACAAGUCAGUGAUUAACCACAAGGAACUCAAGCUGACAACACACCUGGGACAAGGAGGUUUCGGAACCGUGUAUGAAGCAAUCUGGCUCGGUCACAAGUUUGCAGUGAAAGUCUUCCCUCAAGGUGACAAGAGCUUCGCCAAAGAGCUCGCGGUUCUCGAAGCGGACAAGCAUCCCAACGUGUUGCACAUCGCCGGCCAGUCUUUAGAUGAAGAGAAGCAGCGGUACUCGCUGGUGAUGGAGAAGAUGGACAUGGACCUGGCAAACUACGUCCUCAAGAAGAAGAAAUCUCUCCCGUUGCUGUCGAUCGUGGCAGUGAUGCUCCAAGUUGCUACUGGCAUGACGUGGCUUCACUCGAAGAAUAUAAUCCACCGGGACCUCAAGCCGCAGAACAUCUUGGUUGGCGAAGAAGACAACGAUCUCGUGAGUAUCAGGAUUGCCGACUUUGGAGUCUCGAGGCCCGAUUUCAUCUCCUCCCUCAUCAGCAAAGCCACCGCCAAGCAAGGCACCAGAAACUUCAUGGCACCAGAAGUGUGGACCAGCGAGCGCUACACGAAGAAGGCCGACGUUUACAGCUACGGGAUGCUGAGCUACCAGCUUGUCACUGGAAACAUUCCGUUCAAGGUCGGGAUGGACAUGGAGCAAGUCCUUCGAGGCGAGCGUCCUGAGAUACCAGCCACCUGUCCAGAGUUCCUGUCGCAGCUCAUGCGGGAAUGCUGGAGCCACGAUGCAAAAGAGAGGCCUUCCUUCUCGGAUAUCUGCGAGCGGCUGAAGCAGCUCAAGACCAGGAUCAUCACUGGCACUGACUCCAUCGAUGAGUUACGAGCCAAGUUGGUUGCAGCAGCCAGGUCAUCUUCCUCUUCUUCGUACUCGUCGUCUUCCUCAUCCUCGUCGCACAUCAUGAACCUGGAUUCUCCUGUCCAAGCACCUGAAGGGCUUUGGACCCAAAAUCCUCCAUCUCCCGUUGUCCAGGUAAACUCUUUUGCUUUAUGUAACUUCUGGAGCUCACCACCUUUGGUUUCAGCCGGUACCACACCGUCCUCACCAAGUCGCACCACCAGAUCAAAGGACCGAGCCCUUCGAACUGGUAAAGUACAGCCUCUUCAUAAACGCCUUCGAGAAAGCUCUGUCCCUGAACGAUCCUUCCACGGUCUGGUGGCUUUGCACCAAGGUAAUCCAUUCACGUCCUCCAGCUGCUCAUCAAAGCUUUGUCAGCUCAGGUGGAGCAAAGCGUCGUGCUCCUCUUCAGUGACUCAAUGCUCAUGGAAGUGGCCGAGCAAAUCAACACCAACUUCAAGGAAGACACUGCUCGCAGGUUGCUCUGGUUCGCCGAGAUCCUGUUCAUCUUGCUGUACGUCAACGUCAAUGGACAGACAUCACCUCGGAUGCAGAGGAUCUUGGAGGAGCUUUCACAGAACCUCCACGGCAUGAUGGCUAUAACACCGUCAAAGAGCGAGCUGGGGAUGGAGCUGGCGAACGUGCUGAAAAGAACCAACGUGGGUCUUCGGGUUCGUAUGAAGCUCUUCGUGUUAUUCGUUUGAUUCAAAUCGUUUGUCGUCGCAGCGUAUCCGAUAUGGGAACAAACUUCAGAAGAAAGGGAAAAGAAAACUGUGAAAUAAAAAAGCUGCGGAACACCGGUAGUUUCUGAGUAUUGAGAUGUUCUAAUUUUCUGCCUGCCAAAAGUAUCAACCAUGCUUCACGAAAGAACCAUAAAGAACUUACCAAUUCCCAUUCGUAACUUCGUC